AUGGCCCCUCGAACUGAUAGUCAAAUUGAAACCUCACGCGCUCGUUCUCGCUCUCCACAGCGAUCAAUCCCACGCGGCCCUCAAAACCCGGGCUAUAAUAGCAGUGGGCUUCGGUGGAAAGAGAGGCGCACUCGCGACGGUGAUAGUAGAGAUGAUAAAAGUCUGAAGCGUGGAUACAGAUACGAUCGCUCACCAAGACGUAACUCUCGGGAUGAUCGAGAUAGUCGUGGUAGCGUGGAUAGAGACAAUCGCUAUCGGUCGGGCAGAGAUCGCAACGGAUUACGAGACAGAGACGACGGCGGAGACUCGCAACACAACAACAAUCGAGAGAACAGAGAUCGCGGCGACACAUACCGCCCUUCACGUCGCGACUCAGGUCGCCAGAAUAACCGCAGCGCCCGCUCUCCCGGCCCAGACCCCCAACGCCUAAAUCAGCGCCAGGAUCGCCAGCGUGACUUUUCUCUCAAUCGCCCACCCAACACAGCCUCCAACUUCAGCUUGCAUGGUGGCUCUGAUAGUGUAAGCUCAGCUCAACCCGAAAAAAUCUUGGACACGUCCGUACCUCCACCGCGCGCUCCCCCAACGACAGUAGCACAGUCGAGCGAGCCGAUGAUCGUGGUGACAGUGAAUGAUAGGCUUGGAACUAAGGCACAGAUACCGUGUCAAGCGAGUGAUUCAAUAAAGCUAUUCAAGGCCCUUGUGGCGAGCAAAAUUGGACGUCAGCCGCAUGAGAUUAUGAUCAAGAGGCAGGGCGAAAGACCUUUCAAGGACGUGCUUACGUUGGCCGAUUACAGUGUGAGCAACGGCGUGCAGUUGGAUUUAGAGCUCGAUACAGGCGAUUGA
Molecule: messenger RNA, 843 nt
Organism: Pseudovirgaria hyperparasitica
Lineage: Eukaryota; Fungi; Ascomycota; Dothideomycetes; Acrospermales; Acrospermaceae
Product: ubiquitin-like protein
Exons: 3
Coding region: 1-843 (280 amino acids)
Biological process (GO): mRNA splicing, via spliceosome; protein modification process
Cellular component (GO): nucleus; cytoplasm
Molecular function (GO): protein tag activity
Source: RefSeq, a predicted model, not a curated record